CAUUCAGUUUUGAUUCAAACGCGGAGCAGCGAGCAUCAUGAAGCCGCUGUACUUCGUGCUGGCCCUUUGUGUGGCCCAAUCUUGUGCCCUGUAUCGGGGUAAGCGAGGCAGUGACUACGACGACGACUACAGUGAUGAAGAGGAAAGUUGGCAGCCGGACCGUGUGAAGAAGGAACCCUGGAAAGUGCGACACACACCACCAGUGCGCGUCCAACAGGAUAUAUCAUCUCAGCAGGCUCCCCAAUAUGCACAGGAUUCCAGAGAUGUCGUAGUCCAAGCUCCAGAGGUCGGAGAGAUUGUUGGUGUUCGUGGUUACAAGAGCAACGCCAAUGGCCUGAUUAACGCUUUCCUUGGCAUCCGUUACGGCAAGGUGGGCAGUGGCUUGUCGCGCUUCCAGGCCGCCCAGCCCACUGGCUACCAGGGCAGAGUCAAUGCCAACGUUAAGAGCCCCAACUGCGCCCAGUUUCCGGAACUGCAGCGCCUGAGGGAGUCAGAGGCCCGCGGCGAAAACGUUGACGACUGUCUGACCCUGGACAUUUAUGCACCCGAGCAUGCCAGUAACCUGCCCGUUCUGGUAUUCGUGCACGGCGAGAUGCUCUUCGAUGGCGGCUCCGAGGAGGCCCAGCCGGACUAUGUCCUGGAGAAGGAUGUGGUGCUGGUCUCCAUCAACUAUCGACUGGCACCCUUCGGUUUUCUGAGCGCCCUCAGCGAUGAGCUUCCCGGAAACGUGGCUCUCUCCGAUCUUCACCUGGCCCUCGAGUGGCUGCAAAAAAAUCUGGAAAGCUUUGGUGGUAACCCCAGUCAGGUAACCCUGUUGGGUCAGGCUGGAGGAGCGACAUUGGCUCACGCCUUGAGUCUGAGUGGACGCGCCACGGGCCUCUUCCAGCAGUUGGUUUUGCAAUCGGGCACGGCUUUGAACCCCUACCUGAUUGACGAGCGCCCUCUGGACACUCUGGACACCUUUGCCAGCUUCGCCGGCUGUCCGACCGCCGCCAACACCCGCAGCCUUGCACCUCUGUACGACUGCCUGGGCAGUCUCCCCACGUCGAACCUGGUUGCCGCUUUUGAGCAGCUAUUCAACCGGAAUGAAGCCAUCGGUCUUAGCUCCCUCGGCGGCUUCAAGCUGGUGGUGGGCGAUCCGCUCGGCUACUUGCCAAAGCCUCCCGUCGCCCUGGCCGCCAACGCCAGCAAUGCCCUACCCAUGAUCGUGGGCGCCACCAAGGAUGCCAGCGCCUUCAUCCUGUCGCGUUUCUAUAACCAGAUUGAACACGUGCGAUCCUAUAAUGUUUCCGAUUAUAUCGACGUGGUGUUACGUCACUUGGCCCCUCCCAGCGAACACCAGAUCUGGAAGCAGUGGGCACUGCGCGAGAUCUUCAGCCCUGAUCAGGUGCGGACCGUAAACUCGAUUAGCGUGUCGCAAGGCCUACUGGAGCUGAGCAACAUGAUCCUGUACCGGGCACCAGUGAUCUACUCCAUUCGAAACUCGUACCGCAACGCUCCCGUCUAUCUUUACAAUUUUGCCUACCGCGGCGAGCACCAUAGAUUCGAGCACGUCAAGAGUCCUCUACCCUUUGCUGUGGAUGCCUCGCUCAGCGACGACAAUGUCUACGUGUUUCCUUACCCGGUGGAGACCAGUCAGCUGAAUGCCGUGGAUAGAUCUCUAUCGCGCGCCCUGGUCACUAUGUGGGUCAACUUUGCCACUACGGGCGUGCCCAACCCGAACUUUGGAGUUUGGCCCCGAGCCUCCUCCGAAUAUGGACCCGUCUUGCGAUUCUCGAACUCCCGAGAAAACAUGCUCGAGCUGGACCCACAUUUCGGGGAAGGCAUUAAUAUUCCCAACCUGUAUUCGAAUUACUUCAAUACCACCAGCAAAACCACUCCAGCUGUGAUCCCUGUUUUCACCACUACCACCACCACAACUACAACUACGCGUCCGUAUGUGCAUAAUCCUUACAACAACUGGAACAGGCAAAUUCAACAAACUGGACCCUCCAGGGACGCAGCUGAGGAAGAACGAAGGAAGCAGGAGUUCCGUGAAUAUCAGCGGCGGCAAGAGGAGGAGCGCCGACGAGAAUACCAGUUGCGUCUUCAGCAGCGACAGGAACAGUUGCAGCGAGAGAGUCUGGAACGCGAGAAGAAACUCCAGGAGCAGCGGGAGCAGCAACAGCGAGAACAGGAACUGCAAGAACAACAACGAGAGCAGCAGCAGCGAGAACAGCAACGUCGCGAACAACAAUGGCGCGAACAGCAACAGCGAGAGCAACAAUGGCGAGAACAACAAGAACGAGAGCAACAGGAGCGACAAUAUGGCGACGUUAAUAGAGAUCCUUAUACAGUAACAUAUGAUGCCUAUGGUAGGGAAAUCACUCCUAACUCUGCUGAGCAAGAACGCCAAAAACAAGAACGGGAGCAACUGGAGCGAGAAGAGCAACAACGCGAGCAGCAGCGACGAGAAUAUGAAGAACGUUUGGAACAGGAUCGCCAGCAGCGAGAGCGCGAGCAACAGGAGCGGGAGCAACAGGAACGCGUGCAACCAGAGGGGCAGUAUCAGCCUGAAGAAAAUACUGAAGAUGGUCGCCAGGCGUAUCCCUCCUAUGAGGACUACCUGAAGUCCCAGCAAGAAGAGCAAUCUCCAGAAUCGGAUCCUGAAAGCAACUACGCCGAAGAACAGCAGCGCGAGCAGGAGCGUUUAGAGCAGGAGAGGCAACUCCGUGAGCGGGAGCAUAGGGAGUAUGAAGAACGAUUGGAGCAGGAGCGUCAGCAGCGAGAACGGGAGCAACAGGAACGCGAGGAACAAGGGGGCCAGCACCAGCCUGAAGAAAAUCCGGAGGACGGCCGUGACGCGUAUCCCACCUAUGAAGACUACGUGAGGGCCCAGCAAGGAGAGCAAUCUCCAGAAUCGGAUCCGGACCGCAACUACGCCCAAGAACAGCAACGCGAGCAGGAGCGAUUAGAGCAAGAGAGGCAGCUCCGAGAGCAGGAGCACCGACAAUAUGAGGAACGAUUGCAACGAGAGCGCGAGCAGCAGGAACGGGAACAGGAACAGCCCCAAGGGCAACCCGACAACGAUCUUUCGCGCUAUCCCAGCUACGAUGAGUACCUGCGCUCCCAGCAGGAAGGCCGACCAUCUGACUCGGACUCAGAUCCCAACUACGACGAAGAGCAAGCCCGCGAGCAACAGCGCAGGGACCAGCUGCGCCAGGAGCAAGAGCAGGAAUAUGGCCCGUCGGGUGGCUAUCCAGAAGAAUCGGAUGACCAGGACCAAGAGUAUCAACCCAAUGUGGACCCGAAAAACGAUCCCAGCAACUACGCCACAUAUGAGGAUUACGUGAAGGCCCAGUUGAAACUACGCGAGGAGGAGGAGGAGCGCGACCGGGCUCUCAGGGAGGAGGAGGAGCGACAAUUUGCCCAGGCCGAGGCGGAGCAAGAAGCAGCUCGCCAAUCGCAGCCUACCAGCAUUGUAUUCAGAAGAUUUUUGAACGCCCCAAGGCAUAUUAAGGUUAUCCACCGCCAGCAAGGUCGCCGUCACUAAAUGAUUGCGACCUUCUUAUAAGUUCUUGCAUUGAAAAAUAAAAUUUAAUAAACACUACGAUUAAAAAUGAAAAAUAAAAA
Messenger RNA from Drosophila ananassae, 3612 nucleotides. RefSeq names its product glutactin. Bases 38 to 3532 code for a protein of 1164 amino acids. The record is from RefSeq and is a predicted model, not a curated record. The transcript has 2 exons. NCBI's taxonomy places the organism in Eukaryota, Metazoa, Arthropoda, Insecta, Diptera, Drosophilidae.